Harmonia axyridis is the source of this 580-nucleotide messenger RNA. Its product is annotated as A-kinase anchor protein 14-like. Bases 142 to 492 code for a protein of 116 amino acids. The transcript has 2 exons. The record is from RefSeq and is a predicted model, not a curated record. NCBI's taxonomy places the organism in Eukaryota, Metazoa, Arthropoda, Insecta, Coleoptera, Coccinellidae.
GUACAAGGUUAAGGCAAGUUACCUACCAACAUUAUCUGAAGCUGGUAUCAGGCGAAGGAGAAUGAUAUAAAUACCUUGUACGAAAGAGAUGAAGUAUAUUCAUUUCUGAACCUAACAGAAGAGAUAAUCCCCUCAUUCAACAUGUUCGCUAAGGUUGCCUUCUUCGCCCUUUUGGCUGUUGCCUACACCAAUGCCGGAGUGAUCACCUCUCACACCGUGACCAGCCAUGGAUCUGUACAAUCUCACCCAUCACCAAUUGUGAAAGCAGUCCCAGUGGUUCACUCCGUCCCUGUUGUUCACUCUGUCCCAGUUGUUAAGAGCGUUCCAGUUGUACACACUGUUCCAAUUGUGAAAUCAGUCCCAGUUGUUCACGCCACCCCUGUUGUACACGCCGCCCCUGUUGUACCCCUUGUCCACACUGCCCCAAUUGUUCCAGUUGUCAGAUCAGCCGCUGUUGUCCACCACGCUCCAGUAAUUGCUGUCCAUCAUUAAACCUCUAAGAUAACGAUGUAAUAUUUUGUAAAUAGUCAUGCACAAAAAGCUAUGGGAGGCUUUGAAUAAAUGAUAAGUCUUUUAGUAA